AUGGAAAAAAAGGAAGGAACAACAAUGAAAAGUUUUAAAGAAAAUUGUUACACAUCAAGAUUAUGGAAAUGUUUUCUUGGAGUUUAUUAUUUAUCAGUCGAUGAAUACACUGGAUAUUUAAGAAAAGGAAAAUCUUGUGUUUAUGAUAAGAUUAGGGAUGACACUUUUAGAACUUUGGCUACUGAUCAAAGGUUUCUGACAAAAGUUAAUGAAGAAAUGUUAAUUCAAAUCACAUAUGUUCAAGGAAUGAAUGUAUUAGCAGCACCUUUCUUAUUUGUGAUGCCAGAAUUAGAUGCAUUUUAUUCAUUUUCAGCGUUUAUUCAACAUUUUUGUCCAUUAUAUGUCACACCUAAUUUAGAAGGAGAAAACGUAGAGUUGAAUCAACGACGAGUAAGAUUUAGUAGAGAAAAUAGUCAUCGCCGUCGUCAAUCAACAACAACAGCGAGUUAUCAGUUGAAUGAACAAAGCUUUUUUCGCUCGGCUAGUAGAAAUAGAACAUUGAAAAUGGUGUUGUUGACACAGUGUAUAGCAGGAUUACAAUUUACUUGGGCUGUAGAAUUGUCAUAUGGGACACCAUAUCUGCUUUCAAUUGGACUUUCUAAAUCACUUAUGUCUUUAGUAUGGGUUGCAGGUCCACUUUCAGGAUUAUUGAUGCAACCUAUAGUUGGAGCGCUUUCUGAUAAUUCAACAUCAAGAUUUGGUAGGAGGCGACCAUUUAUGGUGAUUGGGAGUCUUAUAGUGGCGAUAGCAUUAAUGUUUAUUGGCUGGACACAAGAAAUUGUUUACAGUCUUGUUGAUGAAGAAUCACCUACAUCACUAACAUUAAAGAAAAUUUUGGCGGUAUUUUCUUUUUAUCUUUUAGAUUUUGCUAUUAAUGCGAUUCAAGCCAGUUGUCGAGCACUUAUUGUUGAUAGUUUAUCCACUUCGCAACAAGAAGAGGGUACAGCAUGGGCAGGAAGAAUGAUUGGAAUUGGUGGUGUUGCAGGCUAUUUCAUGGGAUUUAUUGAUUUACCAGCAGUAUUCCCAUUUCUUGGCGGAACACAAUUACAAGUUUUGUGUGCACUAGCAUCAAUAAUUCUAUUGAGUUCUAUCGGAAUAACUUGUUGGACUAUUAGCGAAAAGGUUCUUCAAAGAAGUAUGGGUGUCAGAAAAGAUAAGUUGGGGGAUUCUACAAGAAUUGGAUCGCUUACUUUAUUGAUUUAUUCAAUUGUCAGUAUGAUGGCUUCCGUUGUACUACCAUUCCUGGUAAAUCCAUCAGACUCAUCAUCGUCAACAACAGCAUUAUCAAAUUCUUCCGCAACCAUAACAUCAAAAAUAUUUAGAUUGCCAAUUCCAUGGCUCACUUUGCCAAGACUAUGGACGAUAUCACAUUUUAUAUUUGGAGGUAGCAUGUUAUUAACGUUGUUCGUCACAGAAGUUUAUCAAGCAGAUUUUCUAUUUAGUUUAGUUGGAAUAUCAUGGGCAGUUUCCAUGUGGGCACCAUUUUCCAUAUUAGGGGAGGUCAUAUCAAUGGUGCCACAAUUUCUAGUGACAUUUAUUAGUAGUGUAAUAUUUGCAAUAUUAGAAUCAAAUAAUAAUGACGGUGGAGGAAGAAGUGAUAGCAUUGGAUUUAUGUUAAGAUUUGGAGGAAUUAUGGCAAUAUUUGCAGGAUUCCUCAGUAUUAGAUUGUGGAAAUAA
Molecule: messenger RNA, 1677 nt
Organism: Entrophospora sp. SA101
Lineage: Eukaryota; Fungi; Glomeromycota; Glomeromycetes; Entrophosporales; Entrophosporaceae
Source: the annotation of a GenBank genome assembly